AUGGAGCUUUUGGGACAGAAUGAAGUGGAUCAUCACCAAAGAAAGGUUGCCAUCAUAAGCCAGGACAGCUUCUAUAAAAUACUCACACCUGAGCAAAAAGCCAAGGCCCUUAGAGGACAGUACAACUUCGACCAUCCAGAGGCAUUUGACACAGAACUGAUGCACCAAACGCUGAAAGACAUUGUCGAGGGCAGAGUCGUUGAAGUCCCAACAUAUGACUUUGUUACUCACUCCAGACUUCCAGAGAGCAUAACCUUUUACCCGGCAGAUGUCGUCUUAUUCGAAGGGAUUCUUGUUUUUUAUCCGCUGAAAGUGAGAGAAAUGUUUCAUAUGAAGCUCUUUGUCGACACCGAUUCAGACGUCAGAUUGUCCCGCAGAGUUCUUCGAGAUGUAAACCGUGGCAGAGACCUGGAUCAGAUUCUCACUCAGUACACAACAUUUGUCAAGCCUGCAUUUGAGGAGUUCUGUCUCCCGACUAAAAAAUAUGCAGACGUCAUCAUCCCAAGAGGCGUUGAUAAUAUGGUGGCAAUUAACCUGAUUGUCCAGCACAUUCAAGAUAUUUUGAAUGGUGAUAUUUGCAAAUGGCAACGUACAUCGAUCGGCGGCAGAGGAUUUAAAAGGGGCGUUUCGGAGCAGGGCAACUUACAGAACGGAACUGCUCCAGGAAAGAGGAUUCUGUUGGAACCGAGCAGUAGGCCGCACUGA
Molecule: messenger RNA, 705 nt
Organism: Knipowitschia caucasica
Lineage: Eukaryota; Metazoa; Chordata; Actinopteri; Gobiiformes; Gobiidae
Source: the annotation of a GenBank genome assembly